CACUGCCACCCACUUGUUAGCUUUCUUCACAGAUGAUUGGCAUUGACGAAAUCUUGAAGCGACGGUUCCUGGAAACUAUCAAGUCAGUGCAGCCGGCUGGACGGUGGAAAAUCGUCGUGGUGGAUUCCCGGUCGCUGAAGAUCCUUAGCUCGGCUUGUAGGAUGUACGAUAUUCUCGAAGAAAAUGUGACCCUCGUGGAAAACAUCGAAAAACAAAGACAACCUUACCCCAAUCUCGAAGCCAUUUAUAUCCUCACGCCUUGCAUCGAAUCAGCUUCCCGACUUGUCGAUGAUUUCGCAAGAAAGGGCGGUCCCAUGUAUGCUGCUGCUCAUGUCCAUUUCACAAGUGGUCUCGAUAAUAAGGUGUUUGAAGAGCUGACCAGAAAAUUGCGAGUGUCCGACGUUUCGAACUACAUUCAGUCAUUGAAGGAAAUGUAUGUCGACUUUUACAUUCGAGAAUCCGCCGUAUUCUCUUUAAAUAGUCAUCAUCACUUUGCGCAUUUGUUCGGAAAGGAGUCAGCAUCCAGUAACCGAACAAGCUCAGCUGGCAAAUUGGAAGCCAACUUGGACGACAUUGCCAAGCAGAUCUUAUCCGUAUGUGCUACUGUGGGAGAAAAUCCUUUGAUCCGUUAUCAUCGACCUUUGGAUGUCAAGGGUACUGUCAACAGAAAUAUACCAUGGCAUUUAGCCAAGCUUGUACAACAAGAACUCGAUAAUUUUUGUAAAUUGAACCCUGAGUUUCCGCCAUCGCGAGAUCCUCCGCUUCCUCGUGGUACUCUCAUUAUCCUGGAUCGCACGAUUGACCAUCUUUCGCCAUUCCUCAAUGAAUUCACGUAUCAGGCUAUGAUGACUGAUUUGCUCAAUGUUGAGGAGAGUCCAUUAGGCUUAAAGUACUCGUACGAGUAUGUCCAAGAGGAUGGAUUGACGGCAUCCAAGGAAAUCGUACUGGACGAGCAGGACUCGGUUUAUACAUCUAUACGACACAUGCAUAUUGCUAAUACCACCGAGCGACUUAUUGAAAGUUUUAACGAAUUCAUUGCCCAGAACAAAGGCUCUGGCGGUUCGUCCAAAGUACGAAGUUUGAAUGACAUGAAAGAGGUGAUGGCCAAUUUGCCACAAUUUCAAGAAAUGAAGUCCAAGUUCAAUGCACAUAACCUGGACACAAUUGGUUUGACACAGCAGAACCUUGCCUGUGGUGAAACGCCAGAUGGAGGUAGCAUCAAACAUAUUGAGGAAGAGAUGUUGCCUGUUUUGGAUGACCCUUAUACUAGCCAGUACGACAAAACCCGUUUGCUCAUGUUAUGGAUAGCAUCUUCGGAAGGCCAGGUUGAUGAAGAUAAGAAGCAAAACCUUUUGGCGCAUGCUCGACUUGAUCAAGAAUACAAGGAUGCCAUUGAUAAUCUGUCCCUUCUUGGGGUCCAACUGUCAAAGUCAGCCAACAAACAGGGCGAAAAGUCAAAGAAGGAAAAGAAGAAGCAGGAUAGCUCUCAAGAGGUUCCAUUUGAUCUCUCUCGCUAUGUGCCUGUGGUUAAGCGUGUCAGUGAAGCUCAUCUGAAGGGAACAAUUGAUCACAGCUUAUUCCCUUUGAUUCGAGUAGCUGAACCGGAAAGCAAAAACCAGGAUACUAAAACUGGAAAAAAGCAAAUCCCUCAACUACGAGUGUAUCAUACCAAGUGGCACAAGAAGACGGGUGGAAGCAAUGCUGGACCCAAGCCUCCUUCAGGCCCUCCUAUUAUCAUUUUUGUAGCCGGCGGCAUCACCUACUCUGAAAUCAGAUCCGCCUAUGAGCUCGCUGAAGCCUAUGAUCGCGAAGUGUAUAUCGGAUCCACCCAUAUCAUAACGCCGAAUCAAUUUAUAGACGACUUGAAGUCGUUGGACCGACCAUCCCUUCCUGCUAAGUCUGAGGUACCAGCCUAUGCUGCUGCUGCUGCUACUACUACUACUCCAGCAUCUACUGGCAAGUCUUUACCACCGAGAACCUCUAGUAGUCAGCCUGCUAGCUCCAAACUAAAUUUGAAAAAGUGGUAAUAAAGUGAUGGAAAUGGUGAACGUGGCGUUAUAUGAGUAUUCAUUUUUUUUUCUA
Messenger RNA from Umbelopsis ramanniana AG, 2082 nucleotides. RefSeq lists its product as uncharacterized. Lineage: Eukaryota; Fungi; Mucoromycota; Umbelopsidomycetes; Umbelopsidales; Umbelopsidaceae. Gene Ontology annotation, biological process: intracellular protein transport; vesicle-mediated transport. Gene Ontology annotation, cellular component: plasma membrane; secretory granule. The record is from RefSeq and is a predicted model, not a curated record. Gene Ontology annotation, molecular function: syntaxin binding. The transcript is spliced from 15 exons. The coding region runs from base 33 to 2027 and encodes 664 amino acids.